Octodon degus (degu) is the source of this 648-nucleotide messenger RNA. RefSeq names its product neurogenin 3 (gene Neurog3). NCBI's taxonomy places the organism in Eukaryota, Metazoa, Chordata, Mammalia, Rodentia, Octodontidae. The transcript has a single exon. The record is from RefSeq and is a predicted model, not a curated record. Bases 1 to 648 code for a protein of 215 amino acids. Gene Ontology annotation, molecular function: protein dimerization activity.
AUGGCACCUCAUCCCUUGGGUGCGCCCUCUAUCCAAGUGACCCGCGAGACCGAGCAACCUUUCCCUGGAGCCUCAGACAACGAAAUACUUAGCGCGGCGUCUGCUCCACCCAGCCCCACACUCACGUCCCGGGACUGUGCGGAGCCAGAAGCAGGUGGUUGCCGAGGGGCUGCGAAGAAGCUACGCGCUAGGCGCGGAGGGCGCAGCCGGCCCAAGAGCGAGUUGACUCUGAGCAAGCAGAGGCGGAGUCGGCGCAAGAAGGCGAACGACCGUGAGCGCAACCGGAUGCACAACCUCAACUCCGCCCUGGACGCGCUGCGCGGUGUCCUGCCCACCUUCCCGGAUGAUGCGAAGCUCACUAAGAUCGAGACGCUGCGCUUCGCUCACAACUACAUCUGGGCGCUGACUCAGACGCUGCGCAUAGCGGACCACAGCUUCUAUGGGCCAGAGCUGCCCGCAACGUCGUGCGGGGAGCUGGGCAGCCCGGAUGGCGGCUCCCCCUGUGACUGGGGCUCCCUCUACUCUCCAGUUUCCCAGUCUGGUAGCCUGAGCCCCGCCACCUCGCUAGAGGAGCGCCCCGGGCUGCGGGCGCCUACCUCCCCUCCCUACCUACAUUCCGGCUCCUUGGUUUUCUCAGACUUCCUGUGA